Molecule: messenger RNA, 775 nt
Organism: Pseudogymnoascus verrucosus
Lineage: Eukaryota; Fungi; Ascomycota; Leotiomycetes; Thelebolales; Thelebolaceae
Exons: 3
Coding region: 85-666 (193 amino acids)
Source: RefSeq, a predicted model, not a curated record
CCCCACGACCGUGACCACUGAAGGGGGCCCCCCAAAUAGAACAACCAGUGCUACAUCUCAAAUGAGCCGCACACGCUCCCACAAAUGCCGAGAAUGAUGUCCUGGCGACAAGAAUACCUAGAAAACCUAAAGCAACGGGACGAGCUGGAGAAAGCAAAUUAUGAUCUCAUCGAUGCCUACAGCAGGCUUGCUGAUCAGACAGCUGCAUUAGAGGCCAAGGUAUCCGCAAACUCGUCUUCUCCAAUACCUACCUCGCCGGGAGACGAUGCGCCUGGUUUAAGCAACCAGGAGGGAGUAGCACAAGUGAAGAGUAAUCUGGCAGAAGCGCUCCGAGCAAAGGGACAACUACAGCGUCGUCUUAAGGUCACAGAAGAAACUUUGGAGGGGCUUAAAACUAGAGCCAAGGCAGAUUCUACUCUUAUUGGGGAUCUAUCUGCAGAGAGGGCACAGCUUAUCUUGAAGGUCAAAGACAGAGACGAAGAGCUACGUGGAAAGGCUCAAUUAUUGGUGCAAGUCCAAGACGAAAACAUGUCUCUUGAUUUACAACUUAACAUGGCUGAACAGCAGACGGCUCGCUUGAAAAGGGAGAACAAAGACCUAAUAGACCGUUGGAUGGCUCGUAUGGGCCAAGAAGCCGACGCAAUGAAUGAAGCCUCAAAAUUCUAGAGAAUAAUGGUAUUGAUGCGCUUUGCAAUGACUGUAAGGAUAUGUCAAUACCGCUCAAAAUGCAACUUCCCAGCUUAACACGUUCCUCAGACACCAAACCUCUCAACCC